This is a messenger RNA of Caenorhabditis angaria, 1802 nucleotides long. The record is from the annotation of a GenBank genome assembly. NCBI's taxonomy places the organism in Eukaryota, Metazoa, Nematoda, Chromadorea, Rhabditida, Rhabditidae.
AUGCUGCAAGUCCAAAAAGAAGUCGAUCGGUUCAUCAAAGAAGAAUCAGUGGAUAGCGAUGAUGGAGCAUUGCCACCAAAGUUGGAAGCAGGUAUUUAUUGAUAAUUAUCAUUUUUAUCAACAAAAAAACAUAAAAAUGAAAUUUUAACAUUUAGAAAAAUUGACUGGUGAAGCGGAAGAAGAGGAAAAUGAUGUCGGCUCAUCGAAUCCAAAAUUGGUCAAAACUUUGGCAGAUCUUCUCAAAGACCAAUAUGAUAACAGUGAUGAUAAGGAAAAAUCGCCAGAAUCGGAUAUUUCAGAGCCCCCACCGAAAUUAUCAGUUUGUAAGGAUAAAAAUAUAACUAGCGAAGCAGAUAAUCAUUUUUAAUUUCAGCCGAAUUUUCAGCCGAACGACGUCCAUCAACUUCUUCAUCUUCAAAUAAUACGUCUGCAUUUUUAGAGGUUGUUGGUAGGAAUUAUAUAGUCACACCAAAAGUGGCGAAUUUGCGACAAACAAGAUCUACGGGAAAAAGAAGUUGGUUUUUAGAUUUUUGCGGGGAAUAAAGGAGCAGAAUUUUCAGGGUAGAAACAGUGGGAAAGAGUAUUUGUAGAAGUCGAGGAGAGACACAUUGAGAAAUGUUUUCUACUUACAAAUCGUUUUUAAAAAUUCCAUUUCCCUUUGAAUUAAAGUAGAGUUCUUGAAAGUUUGGGUCUCACCAAGAAUUAUCCAUGCACCUUCAAGUUAAAAAAUUAACAUUUUGCAGCUCAUUCCCCUGCUCAAUCAUCAACCCCCUCCUCGUCUUCCAAAAGAUCAACCCGACUAUCCGUCGGAAAACUGGGUCUAACUCAAAUUCUCCAAAACCAAGAACCAAUUCGUGUUGAUGUUCAAGUCGGAAGCGGUUCACCACCCGAAACAUCUCUAAAUUUCCAUGCUGGCCAAACAUCGUCAUCCAGCAAUGAUCACGCAGACAAUUCGGCCAUGGAAUCAACACCUUCACCAAAUGGAUUUUUGAGAAAUGCGGCGGAAAAGGAAUCGAACGAGGAAUAUCCGGAAAAUCUACGAAAUGCGCUGAGAAAUUGUGGACUUCCGGAGAAAAUUGCGAAGGAAACAUCUACUCAUAAUAUGCUUAUUGGUGAGUUGGAAAAAAAAAAAAAAGAAAAUUGUGAGAAGAAAAUGUGCUCCCUGAAAUUUUCAAAAUUUAUUGAACGACCGAUUGAAAAUUAUAAUAAUUUAUUUAUAAAUUAUUCUUUCAGGUUGCAUGGUUAUGAAUGGAUUGAACACACUUACGAGACAACGCGGCGGAAAAGUCGCCAAUUUUUUUCGAGACGAUCUCUUUGCCAUCUUCAAAAAAUACAAUAUUCAGUAGAUUCUUUCAUUGCUCAAUUUCACUUCUUUCCUUCUUUCCAUCUUCGUCUUCUUCCAUAUCGCUUUAUGUAUUCUUUUUAUUCCCGAUGUUUUAUUGAUUUUUUGUGAUUUUCAUUUUUUUUUUCGUGUGUAAGUUUUUGAAUUUUUCUAUGUAUGAAGUUUUAUUUUUUUUUAAUUUCAUCAAUCUUGAAAAUCAAAUUGACAAUAUCAAAUUUCCAGAAAAAUUCAAGAAAAAUUGUGGGUUGCGGUUGAUGGGCGGUUUGGAACGUGGAAAUCAGCGCUUGCAGAAUACGAAUUGCUCGUCUUGCGGGGUUUUAUGUAGAAGCUGCAGCUUGACUGAUAAAAAUCAUGCAGCUCGGAGACUGCAGACGAUGUACUUCUUGCAAUGUUUGCGAAACUGCUUGCGUUGACGGAAGAUAGUGAUUGUGGUGAAUUGGAUGGUGGUGAGUGGUUAUGA